Messenger RNA from Micropterus salmoides (largemouth bass), 2915 nucleotides. RefSeq names its product cholinergic receptor, nicotinic, epsilon (gene chrne). The transcript has 12 exons. Gene Ontology annotation, cellular component: synapse; postsynaptic membrane; neuron projection. Gene Ontology annotation, biological process: signal transduction; monoatomic ion transmembrane transport; regulation of membrane potential. The coding region runs from base 152 to 1708 and encodes 518 amino acids. Lineage: Eukaryota; Metazoa; Chordata; Actinopteri; Centrarchiformes; Centrarchidae. Gene Ontology annotation, molecular function: acetylcholine-gated monoatomic cation-selective channel activity; transmembrane signaling receptor activity. The record is from RefSeq and is a predicted model, not a curated record.
GCCAUGGAUAGCGACAGCCGGGGUGGGCGACAGUCAGGGCCUUUGGUGGGGGGAUUUAGGGCUCUUCCUCUGUCUUUGCUCUCUCUCUCUCUCUCUCAAACUUAAUUUUUAAAUAAUAGUACAGUGCUGUGCAGUGGAGAGGUCUUAAAACAUGAUGGCAGCGCACAGGAUUUGGAUAUUAUUUGGGGUUGCAACUACUCUCGGGACAUUACUGGUUCAGGUGCAGUGUAAUGAGGAGUCGCAUCUGAUCGGCGACUUGUUCAAAAGUUACAACAAGAAUAUUCGCCCAGUGGUUCAACCUGAAGACAAGGUGCAGGUCCAGAUCAAGCUGACCCUCACCAACCUUAUCUCUCUGAAUGAAAAGGAGGAGACUCUGACGACCAAUGUGUGGAUUGAGAUUCAAUGGACUGAUUAUCGCCUUGCUUGGAACAUAUCUGAAUAUUAUGGAAUCGAACUCAUUCGUGUCCCAUGCAACACUGUUUGGCUUCCUGACAUUGUCCUUGAGAACAACAUUGAUGGCAAGUUUGAUGUGGCUUACUAUGCCAAUGUGUUGAUCGGCAGCAGUGGUUCGAUGUACUGGCUGCCUCCUGCUAUCUACCGCAGCACUUGUGCCAUUGAGAUCACCUUCUUCCCAUUUGAUUAUCAAAACUGCACACUAGCAUUCAGAUCCCAGACAUACAGUGCCAAUGAAGUUGAUCUCAUCUUAGCUGUCAGUGAAACAGAUGAAACUAUUGAGUGGGUGGACAUCGACCCUGCGGCUUUCACAGAGAAUGGUGAGUGGGCCAUCGUCCAUCGUCCAGCCAGGAAGAUGAUCAACACACGGUAUUCCCCUGAUGACCUAGAGUAUCAGGAGAUCACGUUCAAUCUGAUCAUCCAAAGGAAGCCCCUCUUCUAUGUCAUCAAUGUCAUCCUGCCUUGCUCCCUCAUCUCCUCAUUGGUGGUACUGGCCUACUUCCUACCUGCACAAGCUGGGGGACAAAAGUUGACUGUGUCCAUCUCUGUCCUGCUGGCUCAGACUGUUUUCCUCUUUCUUAUUGCUCAGAAGAUCCCUGAGACGUCGCUCUCUGUCCCUCUCAUCGGCAAGUACCUGAUCUUUGUUAUGUGUGUCACUACUCUCAUUGCUACUAAUCAAAUUGUGGUGCUGAACUUCUCCCUGCGUAGCCCCAACACUCAUACCAUGUCUCAUACCAUCAAACAUGUGUUCCUGGAAAUGGUACCUCGCUUCCUAGGCAUGUCCCCACUGGUGGAUGACAGUGAGGUGACAACAGAGGUAAACGGAGUGAGGGAGCGGCGGCGCAGCUCCUUUGGCCUCAUGCAGAGAGCUGAGGAAUACGUACUGAAACAACCUCGCAGUGAAAUGAUGUUUGACAAACAAAGGGAGAGACAUGGUCUCACACGAUCGAUUGUGGAUAAUAUAGAUGUCAGCAGCACAGCCAACCUGUAUAAGAGUUUGGCCCAAGCUGCUCCUGAAAUCAAGCAGUGUGUGGAUGCCUGCAAUUUCAUUGCUGAGAGUACAAGACAACAAAAUAACUUUGGAUCUGAAAUUGAAAGCUGGGUUCUGAUUGGGAAGAUGAUUGACAAGGUGUGUUUCUGGGCUGCCUUUCUCCUCUUCAUCAUCGGUACAGUGGGGAUCUUCUUAACAGGACACUUCAACCGGGCACCUGAAUUUCCAUUUCCUGGGCAGAGCAAAAAAUUUCUCCCGAGUUAAAAAAACAACAACGUUUUUCUCUGAUGAAACCUUUCCAAGGGUCAGUGAGCCUCACGCUGUCUAUGAGGCUGGGCAAUCUUGCUCAUUGAGUCCGAUGCUCAGAUUCAGGGUUGGGUUGUUUUAAUAACAGCUAUUUAACAUGAAAUCUGUCUGUGUUCAUAAUCACAGCUCAGACUUAUCUUCGUGAACACUUGUCAGGCAGCUGAGGGCUUUCAUUUAAACUUGUAACUUAGUUCUUCUCCAUCUUAGUGUAAGUUGUUUGGAUUUAUAAAUUAAAUGGGUGGAUCAGGUCUAGUUAAAAAGUGAUAUUUUAAAUCCUCAUUUUUAUCAUCAUCAUAAAAAAUCAUACAAAGUACAAUUAUUAUUGGUCAGUUUUGUCGUAUAAAAGACUCAACAGUGUGAGUUUAAGCAGGUUCAGACUUCAGGUCAAGGCUGAAGGAGAUUCAACACCACAUUGAGAAAGUUAUUUCUGUGGCAGCGAAGAACAAAUAAAACAAAACGACUGGAGCCUUAUGUAUUACAUGGAUCCAUAAUAAGUGUAUUCAUACAUAGCAAUAAAGAAGGUUCAUUAACUGAUUUUAUUUACAUUUGGUGUGCUAAAGAGAAUCAUCUUUCAUGGGCUUAUAAGAAUAACCAUGUAUCACACUGCAAAACAUGUCUGCUAAAGUCUGGAUACUUUUCACUGCAUGCACUAUGUCUUAUGUGAAGAACCUGUGCAUGUAACUUGAGCCAGCCAUCUCUGAAUCAAAGCCUAAUUCUUCUUACUAUGACUAUUAGAAAGCCUUGUUACAGUAGAUGGGUCGGAAGGAUAUUGUCUUGAUUCAUUGUGCCACAUUUUCUAAAUAAAUAUAUUAUUUUGUGCAUUGUGACUUGUUUAAUCAAUUUAUUACAAAGUGUGAGUUGUGUAAAAAAACAAGUGUUACAUAAAAUUUGAAAAAGGCUUUAAAAUCUUGAAUGAAAUCCAAAGUAGCUCAAUGUAGUUCAUACUGUCUGAGUGGACCACAUGCAUGUCAGAAAUGUCCCAAAAAAAGAGAAAAUUAUCAAUACUGCGCAUCAUAAUUCACACUUGCAAUAUGGCUAAAUACACUUUGUGUUUGUGUCUGCUGUUCUUCAGGGGUGUUUGUCCUUCUGCUGAGAAACUUUAGCACGCUCAGCUGGAAGUGUAAAUAUUAUGUAAUUCAACCAUUAAAACAGUUUGUUCUCUUUA